This is a messenger RNA of Clupea harengus (Atlantic herring), 2735 nucleotides long. RefSeq names its product neuropeptide Y receptor Y8b (gene npy8br). Gene Ontology annotation, cellular component: plasma membrane; neuron projection. NCBI's taxonomy places the organism in Eukaryota, Metazoa, Chordata, Actinopteri, Clupeiformes, Clupeidae. The record is from RefSeq and is a predicted model, not a curated record. Gene Ontology annotation, biological process: G protein-coupled receptor signaling pathway. Gene Ontology annotation, molecular function: neuropeptide binding; neuropeptide Y receptor activity.
AUACAGAGCAUGCAUGCUGUGUGCUCUUCAGAGGCAUGUUAUGAUGCUGAAUUGAAAACCCUCUGUUACACGAACAUUAUCACAUCUGUCGUCAGAUAAUAUUUUUUUUGGUUUACUGUAACUCUGCUUGAUGUUACAGGUCUACUUACUGGGGUCGCUUUAAGAGUCGAUCUCCGCUUGCCCGUGGUUGAUACAUCGUGUUGAUAGGAAUAAGCCACCUCCUACCUGCCGUUUUGGAUCGCUUGAUAAGACUCCCUUCAAGUCCAACAGUCACUCCUCCGUUAGAGUGGACUUCACUUUUGAUACCACCAUAAACUCACAAUCAGUAUUGGCGGUAUACAGACUACAGGGAAAACUGGAUGGUAAAAGGCACAAUGGCACUUCUGAUCAACUGAUUUCAGGCAAGCAGGAAAUCCCGCCUAACUCACUGAAGCCAAAUAACAGAUCAAGAGCUUGACUGGUUGCCAAAGCCAUGUUUCGUUUCAACAACAGCAGUCUUCCAUCGAUUGGGGAUAUGACCAACUGGGAUGAUAUGGGUAAGUGUCCAAUGUCUGUCACUGGCACCACUCUCUUAAUCGUGGCGUACAGCAUAGUGCUUGCUAUUGGCCUAGUGGGAAACACCUGCUUGGUCUUGGUCAUUACGAGACAGAAGGAGAUGCGGAACGUCACCAACAUCUUCAUCGCCAACCUGUCCUGCUCCGACAUCCUAGUCUGCAUUUUGUGCAUACCCGUGACCGUCAUCUACACGCUAAUGGACAGCUGGAUCCUGGGGGAGGCGCUUUGCAAGUUCACGCCCUUCGUGCAGUGCAUGUCGGUGACGGUCUCCAUCAUCUCCAUGGUCCUCAUCGCCUUGGAGCGCCACCAGCUCAUCAUUCACCCCACUGGCUGGAAGCCUGUGGUGGGCCACUCCUACCUGGCGGUGGCAAUCACCUGGAUAGUGGCCUGUUUCAUUUCCUUGCCCUUUCUGUCCUUCCAUGUUCUCACGGAUGUGUCCUUCCAGAACGCCACCCUACCCUUCAACCCCUUCACCGACCACUUGGUCUGCAUCGAGGACUGGCCCACCAAUGAGAAGCGGCUGGCCUACACUACGUCCCUGUUGGUCUUCCAGUACUUCCUGCCCCUGGCUCUUAUCCUGUUCUGCUAUCUGCGCAUCUUCCUGCGCCUCCACCGCCGCAGGGACAUGGUCGAACGGGCCAGGGAUGCGCGGCAGAAGAAGGCCAAGGGUUCCAAGCGGGUCAACGCCAUGCUGGCCUCCAUCGUCGUGGCGUUCGCCGUGUGCUGGCUGCCUCUGAACAUCUUCAACACCGUGUUCGACUGGGACCACGAGGCCAUCCCGUCCUGCCACAACGACUCCAUCUUCUCCGCCUGCCACCUGGUAGCCAUGGCCUCCACCUGCGUCAACCCCAUCAUCUACGGCUUCCUCAACAACAACUUCCAGAAGGAGCUCAAAGCCAUGCUGUAUCGCUGCCGAUGCUGGGGGUCUCCGGAGGACUACGAGAGCUUCCCCCUCUCCACUGUCAGCACAGGCAUCACCAAGGGCUCCAUCCUCAGCAACGGCUCAGUCAGCAUCAACACCUGACAAACUGCAGAAAAACUGAAAAAAGACAAAAUAGAGAAGAAAGGGGGCCGUGUUGAGUGUACAGAGUACUGCAUGUUGUACAGUCAGUGGUAGCAGCGGCCUCUCUGGGCUCUCCACUGAUAGAUAUGAAUAUCCACACAAUGCCAAUGCACAUGUUUAAACCCAUGCUUUCACUGACAAGUUCUAUCUCGGCACCCCAACAGGACCUUACUCUAGACCACCUUUCCCUGUGGAGACACUGCACUAAUUAACUUAAAGACUAAAAAAAAGCACUUCUUUGAGGACUCUCAGUUCUAGGAGUCAUUGCUGAUUUUGUCAUCAAGAGAGGUCAUCUGGUUUGGUUUGGUUUGGUCAGUUUGGUUGAUCCAAACCAACAUCAAUAGAACAGGGAAAUGUGUGUUUGUGUGAGACCAGCUGUGUAGUGUAAAAUUUGAAUGGCUCCGCUGAAUGUUCUGGAAUAUAUAUGUUGACAGCUGAAACAGCUGGCCCUCUGAUAAGAAGACUGAUAAGGAGUUUUGCCUGAAACGUAAUUAUUCAUACAAACAUUUCAUGUUAUGAGCACUAUAACCAUGAGUCCUCAACAUCGUCAACCCAAAUUAAAUUAGCAGCACAAUAUGUAUCAGAGAGUUACAUGCGAAAUUAUAUUUUACCAUGCUUAGAUAGCCAAAUGACAUCAGGGCUGCAUAUCUUGAACCCUUCAGAGGAAUGUUAUUCAGCAUUAUGUUACUGCAAAUCAAAAAGCUCUUAUCUAGGGGCCUAGGUUAGUAUUGUGUAGUCAUGCUAAUGAUUUGUUUGAUAACUUGAUAUUAUUUUUGAAUCACUGUAAUAUACUAUGAUGUAAUUUGUUGUGAUUACGUGCCAUUGCCUUAUGGUUGGAAAAGAAAACAUGUUGUGUACUUUGUUAUGGUAGCUUUUUGAAAUUGUGAUAUAGUACCAAAAGUGAUGCCAUAAUUAUAUCUGUGAUGUGAAGUUUCCAUAUUUAAUUUUCUAUCUCACAUUUCCAAGUCAUUCCAAAGGCUUUAAUGCCUUUUACGUUUUUACCCAACAUGGAACAGUCCAUGUUCAGCAAGUCACCAAAGACUGAUAGAUGAGCUUAGCAGUCAUGGAUGAACUUAGUUUUUGAUUGUCGUCUCAUAACAUCUCAUGGCUUAAGAGG